UCCUUACUUCCCCAUAAAAUGCGAGCAUGUGGCAGCUCGUGCACAGUUAAUGUGGUCGGGCUCGUGAAGGGACAACAUUUCGACCUAUCAGAAUCACACAAAAUUACGAUAUAAAGGGUUAAAAUACAGAGGAGCCAGAGUUGUUAUGGUUUUCAUCUGAUCUCUGGUUGCCAGAUAAAAGGAGUUAAAUAUGACCAUAGUACUUCGGUUGCAGGGUCUGAAUAUUGAGGCCGGGACUGAAGACAUACGCAGAUUCUUUACCAAUUUGUACAUCCCAGAAGGUGGUGUAUAUAUUAUAGGAGGACACCUUAGUGAAGCGUUCAUUGUGUUCACUACAGAGAGAGAUGGCCAGCACGCAAUGAGGCGCUCUGGAACUCUUCUUAAAAAGUCUCCGGUGAGCCUACAUAUUAGUAGCAUCGCAGAACUGCAACGAAAAAUGGAGUCCAAACUACAGAGGGAGAAGCUCCUUCCAGCGCUGUUACCUGAGAAGAAACCUUUGCUGCCCCUGGCAGCACCCUUGCCCGACCCUGUCACAGCCCUACUGUUCGGCCUUGUUGCUGUUAUCCAAGGACUGCAGUCUAAUCAGCCAGGAGAGCACAGCAAAGCGACAGCAGCACCUGGUCCUGUGCUCAGGGCCGAUAGCCCAGCUGUCGGUUGUGUGCUCAGGGCCGAUAGCGCAACUGUCGGUCCUGUGCUCAGGGCUAAUAACACAGCUGUGCCUGGGGGUGAGCUAAGGAGACCAGAAGAGGCUUACAGGCCAAGGCCAGGCUACGUCAGGCUCUUUGGCCUGCCAGAGACUGUGACCAGCCAGGAGAUCUACCACUUCUUCAAAGGCCUGUUGGUCCAGGAUGUGAUAGCUAAUGUGAAGCUGGGCGUGAGACAGGGCUGCCUUGUAAAGUUUGGGCAUGCCCAGGACGCAUGUGAUGCCCUAAGCUUCAACCACCAGCAACUGGGCCGCAUCAGCGUGGAGGUCCGUGGGGCCUCUGAGGAGAUGUGGAGCUAUGCCAUCCAGCAGUGUCAGAACCCUUCAUAUGACCCCUUGGAAAGGCCCACAACCCAGAGAGAUAGAACCUCGUACAACCCCCAAGAAAUACCCUCGUAUACAAUCCAAAGAGAUGGACCCUCAUUAGAAUCCAAGGAAAUGCAGCACCAGGAAAGGGCAAGGCCCUCAUACAGAACCCAACGACAAAGCUUGUAUGAGCCUGACAGAGAAAUACACAGGACCUGGGCCAAGAGGCGCUCUGAGGACAGGUCGCGGUCAGCGAAGAGGCCCGGAUCCUGCGAGUCCCCGAGCAUGGAGUACUGUAUUAUGGCCAAAAAUCUAUCCAAAACAAUAACGAAGAAUGAGAUAAAAGAAUUGUUUGGCUGUCCGAACAUCGCCAACAGCAAAAUAUUACACUUACUGUAUAAGGAUAGCGAGAGGACAGAUACAACGUUUGUAAUAUUCGACCAAACGGAAGACUACGUUUAUGCUUUGAACCUCAAUGGCUGCCAUGUUGGUUCCCAGGCCAUAGACGUCUCAUCUGUCACCAUGGAGAAGCUGCAAGCCAUGUUGUCAACUGGGAGACACCAUGGCAACCCCAAGACAACACCAGCAGUUUCAGAGCGAAGCGAGCAGAAACAGAUUGAGAGACCCCGGGUGAGACCGUUUCCCACAGCACAGAUGUGUUUCCGUACAAAACCGCCAGUCAGACGUGACGAAAAUAAGAUAUUUUUUCUGCGGCCUUCCUCUGACUGAACAGUUUGUCUACAUUCUGCGUGAUCAAGAUGGCAUCGGUGAGGCUGUGGCUCAGUUUAAAACUGAGGAUUUUGCCACACAGGCCCAGAAACGACAUGGCAAGACAUAUAUGGGGACCAGCGUGCUGCUCACCUGUAUCAGCUUCCAGCAGAUGGAGGGCAUCUAGAAAAGGAAUGAGUGAGGAAAGACAACCUACUCCUCAUAUUUACAUUUGUCAUUUAGCAGUCACUCUACAAUAGUGAGUGCAUUCUUUUUUUCUACUGGUCCCCCGUGGGAAUUAAAACCCAAACCUUAGCGUUGCAAGCGCCAUGCUAUACCAACUGAGAAAUACUGGACAACUGUUGACCAGAGCCACAUGGGGAUCUGGUUGGAAGUAGUGGACUCUAUGGAGGAUAGGGUGUCAUCUGAGAUUGUCCCUAAAACUCUAAAGAUGGCACUUUAGGACUGAGCUCAUCACUGGAAUGAGCAUCCUUGGGGCGUAGUGGCUUCGAGAAGUGUUAACCCCAUACCCUCCAGUCAGGCAACAGUUACAUUUGGACAAGUCUAAACUGGAUAUGAGUCAAUAUCCAUUGUUAUUGAAUGAUUCCAACUUUAAUUUCAAGACCUCCCAUGGUAUAGAGACCCUUUAAUAUUUCUAUAAUACCAAUGGCGGCAAAUUGAUUUAAAUGCAUUUCAAACUGUGCAACAUUGUGACAAAUGUUUGAAAACCAGCAACAGUAUAUCAGGCAACAGGACAGCAUUUCAUUUCUCUUCUGACAUUCCUUAUUUCUUUUAUUGGAAUUUUCAUUCCAAAAAUUACUUAAUGAAACCAAUAUUUGUUUAUUUUUGUCACUAAUUAAAUGUUACCAAAGUGACCUGAUUUUGAUUCAAAAUCUUAUUAAACGGUUUUCAAUUAUGCCAAUUCACUGUUUAUGGUAGAUUUAAGGUCAACUUGAGAGCCAGCAACAUUUCUCACACAGCUGGAGAAGCAUAGAUGACACCACUGAGACAGUUUAUUUUCAGUUCCCUAUUUUGUUGGAUCAGAUAAAAUACAACUCAUAGAAUCCCCUGGGUGAUGCACAGUUCCAGUUUUACACCGAAGGAACAAUAUCCUCCACACGGCAUUUUGAGAGUACUCUAAAAUGGAUUGAAUACAUUUUGCCCCCCAAUCUACACACAAUAACCCAUAUGGACAAAGCGAAAACAGUUUAUUUUUUUUAUAAAUGUUUGCAAAUUUAUUACAAAUAAAAAGCAUACCUUAUUCACAAAUAUUCAGACCCUUUGCUAUUAGACUCAAUUGAGCUCUGGUGCAUCCUGUAUCCAUUGAUCAUCCUUGAUGUUUCUGCAACUUGUUUGUAGUCCACCUGUGGUAAAUUAAAUUGAUUGGACAUGAUUUGGCAUUCCAGUCUAUAUAAUGUCCCACAGUUGACAGUGCAUGUCAGAGCAAGAAGUUUGGAACCACCAAGACUUCCUAGAGCUGGCUGCAGUCAGGGCCUUGGUCAGGGAGGUGACCAAGAACCCGAUGGUCAUUGACAGAGCUCCAGUGUUCCUCUGUGGAGAACCUUCCAGACGGACAACCAUCUCGGCAGCACUCCACCAAUCAGGCCUUUACGGUAGAGGCCAGACGGAAGCCACCCAGUAAAGGCACAAGACAGCCCGCUUGGAGUUUGCUAAAAUGCACCUAAAAGACUUUCAGACCAUGAGGAACAAGAUUCUCUGGUCUGAUGAAACCAAGGUUGAACUCUUUGGCCUGAAUGCCAAGCGUCACAUCUGGAGAACCUGGCAACAUCCCUAUGGUGAAGUACAGUGGCAGCAUCAUGCUGUGGGGAUGUUUUUCAGUGGCAGGGAGACUAGUCAGGACCAAGGGAAAGACAAACGGAGCAAAGUACAGAGAGAUCCUUGAUGAAAACCUGCUCCAGAGUGCUCAGGACCUCAGACUGGGGCAAAGGUUCACUUUCAACAGAACAACCCUAAGCACACAGAACCCAGGAGUGGCUUCAGAACAAGUCUCAAUAUCCUGGAGUGGCACAGCCAGAGCCUGGACUUGAAUCCAAUCAAACAUCUCUGGAGAGACCUGAAAAUAGCUAUGCAGUGAUGCUCCCCAUCCAAUCUGACAGAGCUUGAAAGGAUCUGCAGAGAACAAGAGAAACUCCCUAACGACAGCUUGUAGCAUCUUUCUCAACUUGCCUACCUGGUUAAAUAAAGGUUAAAAAAAUAAAAAAAAUACAGAAGACAACUCGAGGCUGUAAUUGCUGGCAAUUGUGCAUCAACAAACUGAGUAAAGGUGUCACGGCUCCUCCUCUGCAGUGCAGGGGGCGGUUCCUCCUGCAGGCAGAGGAGGGUCGUUAAGUGAUUGGAGCCACCUGGGCUCAGGGUAUAAAACUGCUUACUAAUCACCUCUCUCUUGUCUUGCUCUCUCUCUCUCUCUGCUCCUCCAGGUAUGCUCAUGAUUUGUUUGUUCCUUUUUAGUUUUGCAUAGUUUUCACUCAGUCAUGUUCACACACACAUAUUCAUGCACCCAUGCACUUUACAUACACCUUACAUUAUGAUACAUCCACACCUCAUUCCUUUUUCUUAGUUUAAGUUCAUAGUUUGUUUAAUAAUAAAGAACACUUUUAAAUUGGCCUAUACCUGUUGUUCGUGUCCUCUCAUUUGUCACAGGCUAUGAGCCGGCUUGUGACAAGUGGGGGCUCGUCCGGGAUAGUAGUUAACUUGGGUUAGUUUAGUUCAGAUUGACAAUUUUUUUUGUUUGAGUGGAUGUUUUGGUUGGGCCAAAUUUUGUUUAAGAGAGAGUUGAGAGCCAUGUGUUCUUUUGGUUGAGUUAGCUUGGUAGCUAAGCAAUUCACUCUGUUUUUCUGGGUUUUGUUCAGGUGGGAGUCCUCUCCUGUUCAGGCAUAUCAGCAAGUGUCCAUAGGAGGCUUGUGGUGUUUUUGUUUUAGGUGGCAGUGAACGUGGGUAGAGCAUCCCUUUCCCUUUUCCCCUACAUCGGCUCGGGAGCACCUCCGUGGUUAUGGGAGGGCCGCCAGUUUCUGGUUGUCUUUUCCACUCCACUGGUUUUGUGUGCAUAAAACCCCACCACAUGUGACUGCACGAAGACCAGGGCCAGUUAGUUAGUAGUUUUGGAGGAUAGUGGGGUGUGGCUCCUGUCCUUGAACCCAGAUUGACAGCAGGUGAGUUGUGUUUUUUUGAGCAUUUGUAAUAGUUGUAUUGGUUGAGGAAAAUGUCUUCCAUUUUGUGUAGUUUUGUUCAAGCUCCUUCAGAGGUAGCCUUAGAGUUGUGUACUAAGGAGCAGUUAAUUGAAAUUGCUGAACAUUAUCAGAUUGAGAUUGUUGAUAAAAAAAUUAAAGAGACUGUUAAAACUAGCUUAAAGCAGGGUCUUAGGGAAAUGGGUGUUUUUGGCGGUCAGUCUGCUAGUAGUGAGGGUGCAAGUUUUCAGUCUAGCCCUUCAUUAACUUUUGAGCAGCAGAGGGAACUGUUGCAAAUGCAAUUAGAGCGACUGAGAAAUGGUAAUAGACCGGAAAGACUACCACAGUUUGAUGUUUCACAGAAUCUUCAUUUGUUGCCUAAAUUUGAUGAGUCAGAUCCAGACACAUACUUUACUUUAUUUGAGCGUAUUGCGGAAGCUAGAGCUUGGUCAGAUUUCGACAUGACUAUGUUUUUGCAAUGUGUACUUACAGGUAAAGCACGUCAGGCUUUUGCAGCACUGAGUGUAGCUGACAGUAAAGUUUAUGCUAAAGUUAAAUCAGCAGUUCUGAAGGUCUACGAGCUUGUGCCAGAGGCAUAUCGUCAACGUUUUCGUUACAGGAAAAAGUUAGAUUCACAAACCUAUUCUGAGUUUGUUUGUGACUUGACUUCUGCAUUUAAUCGUUGGUGUACAGCUUCUGAAGUUAGUACUUUUGAGGGUCUGUCUAAUUUCAUUGUGUUAGAACAGUUCAAAAAUUCUGUGUCUGACCAGGUUGCUACAUACAUGAAUGAACGUAAAGUUAAGUCUCCAAGUGAUGCAGCAAUCCUUGCAGAUGAGUACAGGCUAACACAUAAAAGCCAUUUUGAGUCAAACAGUGACAUGUACCAUGAAAAUAACUUUACUCCUAGGAGUAGUAGGUCACCUUUUUGGGGGGCUUCUUUCCAAAGGCCUCAGCAGAAGUUUGGGUCUGGAGGACUUAAAGCACCGGUUAAUGCUAAUACCUGUCGCUACUGUUUAGUUGAAGGACAUUGGAAGAAAGAUUGUCCUCGGCUUCAUUCAAAACAGUCAGGUCAAGUUAAACCUGCUAUGAUGGCAGCUCCUGUUACAGCCUCUGACCACCAGGGUGAGCUGUUUCAGCCACUAGUUGAGUUUGAUUCUCAGUCUUCCCGCUGUGAUUUUUCAGCCUUUAUUUCAGAUGGUGUAGUGUCCCUGGUAGAUGGCAACCAGAAUGUUAAAAUCAAGAUCCUAAGAGACACUGGAGCUUUAGAUUCUUUUAUUCUGGAAUCUGUUUUGCCGUUCUCUAAAGAGUCUGAUACUGGCCGUUGUGUAAUGGUAUGUGGUAUGGGUUUAGUUCCAUUCUCUUGUCCUUUACAUGAAGUUACCCUAAAAUGUGGUCUGGUAGAGGGUGAUGUAGAUGUUGGGGUUAGACCUCAGUUGCCAGUAGAGGGAGUGCACAUGAUUUUGGGGAAUGACUUGGCAGGUAGUAAGGUGUGGGCAGAUGGCAAAUUAAACAUCUGUAAGAAGCAACCUUCAGUGUCCCCUGCAAGGGAAUCUCCGGAUCAGAACUGUGUGUCUCCUGAGGUAUUUCCAGUUUGUGCGGUUACCCGCGCAGCCUCUCGUAAGGAGAUUGAGAGUAAGCCAGAAAGUCUUGAGUUGCCAGUCAAACUCCAGACAGAACAGUUGACUAGUUCUAGAGAUUCAUUGAUGGCUGAGCAAAAAGCCGAUACUACUUUUGCUGAUCUGUUUGAUAAAGUGGUUCCUGAUUCAGUGGUGAGGAAUAGUGCUCAGUGUUAUUUUCUUCUUGAAGGGCUGUUGGUCAGGAAAUGGGUUCCACACUAUGAUAAGGGUGUAAGAGAACCAGUCUUUCAAAUAGUUGUACCUACUACUUUGCGAAAUAAAGUGUUGCAAACUUCACAUGGUGAUGUGGCAGGUCAUAUGGGUGUUCGUAAAACGUAUGAUCGUAUACUUCGUUAUUUUUUCUGGCCACGUUUAAAGCGGGAUGUAUCUCAGUUUAUUAAAACUUGUCAUACGUGUCAGUGUACAAGUAAGCCAAACCAGGUCUUACAAGGUCGGUUGAAAAACUCCCAGACUUUGCAAAACCUUGGGGUUUUGGUAGAUCAUUUAGACUCUGAGAAACGUGAUGAAUUGGUAGCUCUUAUUAGAAACUACCCUGUUUUGUUUUCUGACACUCCAUCGCAAACCCACUUAAUUGAACAUGAUAUAGACAUCGGAGAUGCUAAGCCUAUCAAACACAGAUUUGAUCGUGUAUCUGAGGAGAAGAGACUAAAACUGGAAACAGAGAUGCAGUCUGUUGGACACAGGUAUUGAUUUGGCAAAAUGUGAGUUUGCCAAAGCUACAGUCACAUACCUAGGCAAGGUUGUUGGUCAGGGAUUUGUCUGUCCCGUAGAAGCCAAGGUUCAGGCUGUGAAGCAGUUCCCACAGCCCUCUACAAAGAAAGAACUGAUGCGCUUCCUGGGAAUGGCGGGGUACUACCGUGCUUUUUGUAAAAACUUUUCGGUAGUAGUGUCCCCACUGACCAAUCUGUUGAAGGCCAAGGCUGAAUUUAUCUGGUCCACCCAGUGUCAAGAGGCAUUUGAUGCAGUUAAGACUCUUUUGUGUUUGGCACCUGUGUUGGCAGCACCAAAUUUUGGGAAACCUUUCAAAUUGCAGGUAGACGCCAGUCAAAUCGGUGCUGGGGCUGUGCUUCUCCAGGAGAAUGACGACAAGGUUGAGUGUCCAGUCAGUUUCUUCUCCCGAAAAUUUAAUAAGUAUCAGAAAAACUAUUCUGUAAUUGAAAAGGAGGCUUUAGGUCUCAGUUGGGCUUUACAGCACUUCGAGGUCUAUGUUGGUUCUGGUUUGACCCCUUUAACUGUGUUCACUGACCACAACCCACUUGUUUUUCUGAGGUCCCUGCAAAACCCAAACCAGCGCCUGAUGCGUUGGGCUUUGUUCUUGCAACCUUUCAACCUUGAUAUUAGACACAUUAGUGGUAAGGAUAAUAUCAUUGCUGAUGCUCUGUCCCGUGCUCCUUUAACCUAGCUUGUAUCUCUUCUCUGCUGACCCUACGGGCUGUCUGCGCCUCUUUCCUCUUAAAUUGCUCCCCAGGUACCAGGGCUGCUGAGUUUGAGGGGCGGACAGUCAGCUGGGGGACACGGGGCUACUGCUAGGAGCCGGGAUUGGUAUUUUUGUUUAUUUGUUUUUUGGGAAAUUUGAAUUAUUUUGAAUAUGUUGGAGGAAGUUGGGUUGAGGGUGGGACCCUCAUUUUAAGGAGGGGGGUGUCACGGCUCCUCCUCUGCAGUGCAGGGGGCGGUUCCUCCUGCAGGCAGAGGAGGGUCGUUAAGUGAUUGGAGCCACCUGGGCUCAGGGUAUAAAACUGCUUACUAAUCACCUCUCUCUUGUCUUGCUCUCUCUCUCUGCUCCUCCAGGUAUGCUCAUGAUUUGUUUGUUCCUUUUUAGUUUUGCAUAGUUUUCACUCAGUCAUGUUCACACACACAUAUUCAUGCACCCAUGCACUUUACAUACACCUUACAUUAUGAUACAUCCACACCUCAUUCCUUUUUCUUAGUUUAAGUUCAUAGUUUGUUUAAUAAUAAAGAACACUUAAAUUGGCCUAUA
Molecule: messenger RNA, 8517 nt
Organism: Salvelinus fontinalis (brook trout)
Lineage: Eukaryota; Metazoa; Chordata; Actinopteri; Salmoniformes; Salmonidae
Product: RNA-binding protein 12B-like
Exons: 2
Coding region: 191-1738 (515 amino acids)
Cellular component (GO): ribonucleoprotein complex
Molecular function (GO): RNA binding
Source: RefSeq, a predicted model, not a curated record